CGGAAUCCCCCUUCCUUCCCGUCCCCGCCUCCCGCUCUCUGGGCUCCGGGCGCCCGGCCCGCGGUGCCCGCAGCGGCCCCGACCGCGACUGCGGAGCCGGGGCAGCGCGCGCCACGGCGCAGGCUCCGCGGUCCGAGCAGGCGCGUCACCGGUCGGCGGGACGUCGCGCCCCGCUCUGCGCCCGCCGCGCCCCCGCCGUCCGGGCCCCGGGCCGCCGCGUCCUCCCUGGCGGCUGCGGGCGGGGCCGCCUCGAGGUUGGAGGUGAAGAGAGCACAGGGUUGAACUUCCCUCGGGACCCUGCAGCCCGCUAGGAAGGCCCUCCAGUUUCCGGGGAAGAAGGUGAAGAUCGGUCUGCUGAAAAUUUAAUUUUUCAAGAUGAAGUUUUUAUUGGCGAUUGUCUUUUUUAUUUUAAUGUCCUUGUGGGUUGAAGAAGCCUAUUCUAAAGAGAAAUCUUCCAAGAAAGGGAAGGGGAAAAAGAAGCAGUAUCUAUGCCCAUCCCAGCAGUCAGCAGAGGAUCUUGCCCGAGUACCUGCCAAUUCCACUAGCAAUAUCUUGAAUAGGCUGUUGGUCAGCUAUGAUCCCAGGAUAAGACCAAAUUUCAAAGGCAUUCCCGUUGAUGUAGUAGUCAACAUUUUUAUCAACAGUUUUGGAUCCAUUCAAGAGACAACAAUGGACUACAGAGUUAACAUUUUCCUGAGACAAAAAUGGAAUGAUCCCAGGCUGAAGCUGCCUAGUGAUUUUCGGGGCUCAGAUGCACUGACAGUGGAUCCUACAAUGUACAAGUGUCUGUGGAAACCUGAUUUAUUUUUUGCAAAUGAAAAAAGUGCCAAUUUCCAUGAUGUGACCCAGGAAAACAUCCUUCUCUUUAUAUUUCGGGAUGGAGAUGUCCUUGUCAGCAUGAGGUUAUCUAUUACUCUUUCCUGCCCUUUGGACUUGACCUUGUUCCCCAUGGAUACACAACGUUGCAAGAUGCAACUUGAGAGCUUUGGUUACACAACUGAUGAUUUACGAUUUAUCUGGCAAUCAGGGGACCCUGUGCAGUUAGAGAAAAUUGCCUUGCCUCAAUUUGAUAUUAAAAAGGAGGAUAUUGAAUAUGGUAACUGUACCAAAUACUAUAAAGGCACUGGGUACUACACCUGUGUGGAAGUCAUCUUCACCCUGCGGAGACAGGUCGGGUUUUACAUGAUGGGCGUCUACGCCCCCACCCUGCUCAUCGUAGUUCUCUCCUGGCUUUCCUUCUGGAUCAACCCGGACGCCAGCGCGGCCAGAGUGCCCCUGGGUAUCUUCUCAGUACUCAGCUUGGCCUCUGAGUGCACUACCCUUGCUGCAGAACUUCCCAAAGUGUCCUACGUGAAGGCUCUUGACGUGUGGCUCAUUGCGUGUCUUCUCUUUGGGUUUGCUUCUCUGGUGGAGUAUGCUGUUGUCCAGGUGAUGCUGAAUAACCCCAAACGAGUCGAAGCAGAAAAAGCCAGAAUUGCUAAGGCUGAGCAAGCAGAUGGAAAAGGUGGAAAUGCAGUUAAAAAGAAUACUGUGAAUGGUACAGGGACUCCUGUUCACAUAAGCACUUUGCAGGUUGGAGAGACCAGAUGCAAAAAGGUUUGUACUUCGAAGUCGGAUCUGAGGUCUAAUGACUUCAGCAUCGUCGGAAGCUUGCCAAGAGAUUUUGAAUUAUCUAAUUAUGACUGCUAUGGAAAACCUAUUGAGGUCAACAGCGGACUAGGGAAAUCUCAGGCGAAGAACAACAAGAAGCCUCCGCCUGCCAAGCCCGUUAUUCCAACCGCAGCAAAGCGAAUUGAUCUUUAUGCAAGAGCAUUGUUUCCUUUCUGCUUCUUAUUCUUCAAUGUUAUAUAUUGGUCUAUAUAUUUAUGAUGAAUCUUUCCCAUUUGUAUAAAAUAAAAUCCCAUGUCAUUGUGAACAACCUCAUUCAUAAUGCCAAUCUGAAAAUUUUUGCACUUUCAUAGCAACGUAUUGCAUUUUGGAUGCCAUUUGAUUGUGAUAAAAAUGUGGCACUUUAAUUUUGAAUGGCAGCAUGAUCUUGUAUUGUCUCUGCUCUAAUAAUGAUGUAUGUAUGUAUAACAAACAUACUGCUUUAAGGAUAAUGAAGGAUAAGCAUACUACGUAAAAGAAAAAAAUCCAAACCGUUAUCUUCAGUUAGUGUAAAUUGCAAAUACUUCAGAUAAUUCUGAUAAUAAAAUGAUGUGCACGCUAAAUCCUGUUAUUAUCACCAUUCUAAUGUAUGUAGCAUUUUAAAUUUCCUUCCUUGUAACCUUCAGAGAAAGCCAUCUUAUUCUUGUAUAAUUUUAGAUGGUAUUAUCACAGAUUAAGAAAAUUAUAUUACACAUUGUUUAAAGUUUAUAAGUAGAAAUAUAUCAGCUAUAAAUAUGUGGACUCUGUGAAGAAAUAAAGUUGAAAAAAUUGCUAAUUUGUAAAAUCAGCUCAUUCUAAAGUGUGCCUGUGUUGUCAAAUGCUGGGUAGUAAUACAUAGUAAGCAUUUUUGAAACAAAGGAAAAUCUAUAUUUACAUAAAUUCAUACUGAAUUGUAGCUUCUGAUAAAAAUAAAAGAUGAAUAUAUUGAUUAAAUAUUUCUGAUAAAUUCUGUUUAAUCCACCUUAAAACCUAUAUGUAUUUUCAUGGAUUUCAUCUUGUGAUUACAGAGUAUAUAAAAAUCACUGUGCCUUAAAAAGAGCCAUAAAUAUUUUAAAUUGGAAUAUAGUCAUAGAUAUGCUAUUUCAUAUCAUUUUUAAGAAACCAAGAGGAAAAUACCCUGUUACUAGAAGUAACCUGAUUUGGGGAAAAACAUUCCAUAAUUAUUAAAGGAUUUUAACUUUUUCAUUUUACUAAAAUGCUUACAUAUUUUUAAGUAAAAUUAAAAAAUGUUUUUGUGAAUUCAACUAUUUCUUUUUUUCUUAUUUGGAUAUUUUUAAAUUUGUUAUGAAACAUUUAAGUAAAUAAUAUUUUUGUUAGGCCUCACUUCCACUUUUAUUUUCUUUUUUGCUAAAAGUCUACACUACUUAUAUUUAUUUAGUUUGAAUUUAUUCCAAUCUGAAAAUAGGCACUUUCUGGUCUAUAAGACUCUCAUUUCCUAGUAAUAUCACAGCCAAUGUACCUUUUUAUUUCUCCAGAGCUGAAAUUAGAACUAUCAAUAACUCCCAUAAUAUAAACAUAAGACCAAAUAACUCUAUCUACAUUACUUGGAGAAUUUUGUUACAGCUGAGAGUUUGUAUGGUCAAUUCAAUAAUAAAAUGUGUUUAAAUAUUGUUCAUGCAAAUUACCAUAUAUAAUCAAAUGCUAUUUUAUUGAAGAUUUUUAUUUUUCAGAUUCCCAAUGAUUACUAAAUUAAAAAAAGAAUGAGGUGUAAUCUAAUGCUCUGUUGUCCUUCAGCACCCUCUAGUUGCAAAAGCUUAGUCAUCUGAAUAUUUUUAAAAUUUGUAAGUAACCCUGUUGAUGGGCUGUAAUAUCCUGCUAGGACCAGGGCAGUAACUUUUUAAUGGAACUUUGGUAGGAAAAAAAUGUCAUGAGUAGGACUCAAAUCAUUUAAAAUUUUAUUUAUAAUAUACUUGUUUUUAAUCUGUUUUCUAUAUUCUUGGAAAUUCCAUUCAUAUUAGGAAGUUUGAUUUAGACACAAAGUUUUAAGUGGAAAAUAUACCAAAUGGAAGACAGGUCUUGUUAUAUAAGAAUGUUGAAAAUAAUUUGAAUGAAUUUCAUUCUGUACAGUAAUACUGUAGCCUCCUAAGAUCAAUUUUAAAACUGAAAUAUAUAUAAAUAACUAUCCCAGGAUUGUGUAUAUAAAACUUCAAAUGGUACAUAAGACAGUGGCCAUAACAAAGAAGUAGUACAAUCAUGUCCACUCAUCCUUACUUUAUAAUGUGAUCUUAAAAAGAGCCAUAAUAUUUUAGAGACUCAGGAUUUGGUCACGUAACCCCAGUGUAGUUCUGAUGUGUAUUCUUUAAAUACUGUGUUUCUCUAGGAGACUUGCAGUACAACUACCUGGAUAUCAGUAUCUCAAAUUCAGUGUCUCCAAAAUAAAAUUUAUCUUCUCACAAAUCAGUAGGUUAUCUUCUAUUUCUUUUGACACAUCACUAUUCCAGUAAUCCAUAUUAAUAUUUUUCCUGAAAUAUUUAAUGUUGCAAAUACAACAUCCCUUUCCUUUAGUGUGUUUCCUAAACAAGGACAUCCUCUUUUUGUAACCACAGUAGAACCAGGUAUUCAUAUCAAGAAAAUAACAUUGAUAAAAUAUUAUAAUCUAGAGAGUUUUUAAAAUCUGUACAUUGUUCCACCUUUUUUUUUCUUUUUUUGGUUUGGGAUCCAGUCCAGUUUCACAUAUUUCAUUUAAUGGUCACAAAGUUAAUUUCUUUAAAAUAAAGCCUUGACCAUGGAAU
This is a messenger RNA of Manis pentadactyla (Chinese pangolin), 4379 nucleotides long. RefSeq names its product glycine receptor beta (gene GLRB). Gene Ontology annotation, biological process: nervous system process; chemical synaptic transmission; chloride transmembrane transport. The coding region runs from base 376 to 1869 and encodes 497 amino acids. The transcript is spliced from 11 exons. Gene Ontology annotation, cellular component: postsynaptic membrane; neuron projection; synapse. Gene Ontology annotation, molecular function: extracellularly glycine-gated chloride channel activity; transmembrane signaling receptor activity; neurotransmitter receptor activity. The record is from RefSeq and is a predicted model, not a curated record. Lineage: Eukaryota; Metazoa; Chordata; Mammalia; Pholidota; Manidae.